Molecule: messenger RNA, 1909 nt
Organism: Mugil cephalus (flathead mullet)
Lineage: Eukaryota; Metazoa; Chordata; Actinopteri; Mugiliformes; Mugilidae
Product: hemicentin-1-like
Exons: 8
Coding region: 143-1231 (362 amino acids)
Biological process (GO): synapse organization; homophilic cell-cell adhesion; axon guidance
Cellular component (GO): neuron projection membrane; axon; plasma membrane
Molecular function (GO): cell-cell adhesion mediator activity
Source: RefSeq, a predicted model, not a curated record
CUUCUUUGUCUGAUGGUCACCACGUCUCGUGUAAACCAAGCCGCUGUGCUCUUCACUCUGCUGCUGGUUUUGUGUCGUGUCCUUACAGCGCCUCCACAUUUAUGUUUAGAGCUGACAGUUCCAGAGUGUCAUUCUCUGUCUGAUGGUCAUGAUGUUCAGCCAAAACCAAGCAGCUCUGCUCCUCAUUGUGCUGCUAGCGCACCGUGUCUUUGCAGAUAUCCUAGUAACUGACCACAGGGAUAUGCUGGUAUCCAGAGGAGACUCAGUCACGUUCCACUGCAACGUAUCCACAGAAAAUGCUUCGGAAAUUACCUGGAACUUUAAAAGAUUCAUUUAUAAACAUUCUGUCUUGAUAAAUCAGACUUUUUCAAAUGUAUCCUCUCACAGACUGAAAAUAGAUCUUUUAAAGUUAAAUAUUUUCAGUGCUCAACCUGAAGAUGCAGGACUUUAUUCAUGUAGUGUAACUUCCAGACGAGGCUUAAACAGUGUUUCCUGGAAUUUAACUGUGUCUGAGGACAUUGAAGUAGCUGAUAUGCUGAUAUCGAGAGGAGACUCAGUCCGGUUCCACUGCAACGUAUCCACAGAAAAUGCUUCGGAAAUUACCUGGAACUUUAAAAGAUUCAUUUAUAAACAUUCUGUCUUGAUAAAUCAGACUUUUUCAAAUGUAUCCUCUCACAGACUGAAAAUAGAUCUUUUAAAGUUAAAUAUUUUCAGUGCUCAACCUGAAGAUGCAGGACUUUAUUCAUGUAGUGUAACUUCCAGACGAGGCUUAAACAGUGUUUCCUGGAAUUUAACUGUGUCUGAGGACAUUGAAGUAGCUGAUAUGCUGAUAUCGAGAGGAGACUCAGUCCGGUUCCACUGCAACAUAUCCAGAGAAAAUGCUUCGGAAAUUACCUGGAACUUUAAAAGCUUCAUUUAUACACAUUCUAUCUUGAUAAAUCAGACUUUUUCAAAUGUAUCCUCUCACAGACUGAGAAUAGAUCCUUUAAAGUUAAAUAUUUUCAGUGCUCAACCUGAAGAUGCAGGACUUUAUUCAUGUAGUGUAACUUCCAGACGAGGCUUAAACAGUGUUUCCUGGAAUUUAACUGUGUCUGAUGACAUUGAAGAAACCAGUUCAUCGUGGCAUUUACUAUACAUACUCUUACGUGGAACUUUAUUGCUUCUAUGUGGCAUCGUAUCAGCCGUCUGCCUCUGGAGAAGAUGUCGGGCCAGGACCCCAAACUCUGUGUGAGAGCAGGAUCCUGAGCCAGGCUCAGUAUCAAGGUCUAUUGGGAGGAGAGGUGGCCCCUCCUCAACCCCACAGACGUGCAGUGUAUAGACCAAUCAUGAGCUCUGAGAGACUCCUGUAAACCUGUCGAGUCCACUGAGCUGACAAGCACAAAGUACAAGACAAAGAAAGUAUUUCAUUACAUGUGAAAAUGAUGCAUCUGUGCAAAGUUCUUGCAAUAAGGAAAAGUACCAAAGUGUAGCUUAUAUUUUUAAAUGUUUAAUCUAUUUUUUCUUGCAUGCAGAUCAUCUGUCUUUGAAUUUUAUGCUCUUCAUGUUUUGUUUAUUUCAUUUUCCAGUAGAUGUCGCUAAUAACUCAAAUGUGUCACGGUUCUGUGUUUUGAAUAUUUCUUGUGACCCUGUUCGGUUUUCUUUGUGUUUCCUGUCCUUCUUGUGUGUUUCUUGUUUUGCGUCAUUUCCUGUAUUUUUACACUCUUUGGAUGUUGGAUUAGUUUCUUGUUGUGACAUGCACCUGGAUUCUGAUGAUAUAAAAGUGCUUCUUCAAAGAAAAUCAGAAGAGUGGAGAGCAGACUGAGAGGCAGAAGAAACAAGAACACAUUAAGAAACCAGAAACUACAGUCUUCAUGUUAAGGGUUACAGUUGUAAUGUUGUUAUAAUGUAAAUAAAGUUAACUCAAAGCUAA